AUGCCAUGCUGCUAUCCAGAGGUCCAACACAAGCCAGGACCCAAACUAGGUAUGAAGGUGUCCACCUCUGGACAGCACCGAUAUGAUCUUGACCUCGCUCAUGCCGUGCUGCUUACAGGGUCGCACUCAUCCAAGCACCGAAAACGCAUUUGUUGGCGUUUGGAAGAUCGUUUGCCUGACCACCAUCAGCAGGACAUCAGGGAGGCAGAAGAUGGCAACAGCAUUCGAAGGAACAAAGGACGUCAGAGACAAAAAUUAGCCCUGUACCGAGAUAAUACCAGCACAGCCUCGGAUGCUUCGAGCCCGGAGUCCACGACGGCACAAUCCUGGGUAUUCCAUCAUUUCCACGAGGAUCAAUCAUACAGCAUUUCGCCGCUCACAGAAUGUGACAAUGCGAUCCCGAGCGAGUCUCUGGCGGCGUAUGCGUGGCCUUCACAAGACAAUACCAGCCAUGUCUGCCGAACUCUUGGCGUUUCAAAAGAAAUGCUGUUUACACUAACAAGGACGUACUUUGAAAAAGUGACCUAUUUGUCUCUCUUUCACAGACCAACAUUCGAUGCGAUGGUCUAUAAUAAGAUCCAGCAGGGCACAUCUUCGGCUCUUCUUGCUGCAGUAUGUGCUAUCGCUGCACGUUAUGUGGAAGAUCAGCCAAGUCCGAGCCUCUCACUCAACUCACGACAUCCGGAUAUCACACAUACGCCGGAUCAUUUCUACAAGCUGGCUUGCGCACUUACAAAUGAGCAGCUGGACAAGUGCGGUGAUGGCAAGCCACCACUCGCGCUCCUUCAAGCUCUCAUUCUUAUAACGUUCUACGAGAUGGUUGUCAGUGGGAGAGGAAGAGCGUGGAGAUCCCUUGGCACCUGCGUCCGCGUCGCACACGAGAUAGAGCUGCAUUUGACAGACUCAUCGCUGCAAGGAAAGUCUCUCCAGGAGCAAAAGGCCUUGACAGAGUCGUGGUCGCGCAAAGAAGAACAACGAAGGGCCUGGUGGCUGCUAUGGGAGCUUGACGUCUUCGCUUCGACUGUUCGUAGACGCCCGGCGUGCAUACACGAUGGAGAACAUGCUGUUCUCCUCCCAGUGACUGAAAGAUCUUGGUUCGAAGGACACUAUCAACCAAGCUGUUUCCUGGACCCUGAUCCUCUUCAUCGAACUCGAAAGCUCCGCGAAUGUGCAAACUCCAAUGGGAAUGCUUGGUUUAUUGUCAUCAACUCACUAGUUCGCGAUGCACAUACCACGGCCAAUCCAACCUCGCAUUGCGAUCGCGGACUACCCGGGCGGGAUGUAUCCCCUUUGCUAGAUACGCCGUCUGGCAAUCCCGUGGAUGAGCGGAGACUCGCGGUUCUGGACGACUUUAUUUUGUACAACAAAACCAUGCUGCCGAAGGAGCUUGCAUAUCAAGGCGACUACUUGUCGUUCUCCAUCUCUGGCGACUCAUACAGCAAGCCCACAGCCAAGGAGGACUGUGACAAACAACUCAUCCAUGCCAUGACCCAUCUGGGCAGACUGAUGAUCCUGCAUCACUACUGCAUCAGAAACACCGGUCCCUCGGUUCUCAGAGGCAAGAAGCUUGUCGAGUAUCUGUCGCUCAGUGAGCCUUCGGUGACCCAGAAACUUCGAGCGAUCCUGGGCUUCUCGGACGAUCAGUCUGCCUGGGAGAGAUAUCUCGGGGCUGCCGAGGAGAUCAUGCGCGUGGUCCGAAACGCGUCGCCCAACCACAUUAGAUACGGCCAUCCGCUCCUCGCAUGCACUUUUUGGAUUUGCGCGGCCACUCAGUUGUUCAAAAAGGCCUUUGCCCAGGAUGAGGCCGAACGCGAGCUGGCACAGUCCAACUUCGACCUUCUGAGGCUCACCCUGGACCACAGCCACAAAUUCUGGAAGACGUCUGAAUUGAUGUUGAAAAACAUCGACACCCUGGCUUCACGGCUCGGCGAGCUUGGUGCGCGAUUGGCCGAUUCUCAAGGCAGUGCUGGUGGCCCAGAUGCUCUUGGACGUCUCGGCGAGGCUGAUUUUGCCAGCAGCGGCCUCGGCACAAGUUCUUUGAAUGACCUGAAUGGUGGUGCUGCAAAGGGGAGGGAUAGCACCUCUGCCGCGACCAAAGCUGGUCUCGGGACCACCAUGCUAAUGCCAAAUGACGUCGACUACACCCAGACCCAGCCCUGCGCAAGUCAAAUACCGUUCGACACCACCACAGUUUCGGCCGACAAACCCACCGAGAGGAGUGAACUUCAAGCCUUUAUGUAUGAUUUCUGCGGGGACAACUGGGACUUUUGGGGCAACGAUCUCGCCGACCUGUUUCCGAGUGGUUGCCCUCAGACAUAA
This is a messenger RNA of Fonsecaea multimorphosa CBS 102226, 2319 nucleotides long. RefSeq lists its product as uncharacterized. Gene Ontology annotation, molecular function: DNA binding; zinc ion binding. Gene Ontology annotation, cellular component: nucleus. The record is from RefSeq and is a predicted model, not a curated record. Gene Ontology annotation, biological process: DNA-templated transcription. Lineage: Eukaryota; Fungi; Ascomycota; Eurotiomycetes; Chaetothyriales; Herpotrichiellaceae. The coding region runs from base 1 to 2319 and encodes 772 amino acids. The transcript is spliced from 2 exons.